Messenger RNA from Ostrea edulis (European flat oyster), 1185 nucleotides. RefSeq names its product neuronal acetylcholine receptor subunit beta-3-like. Gene Ontology annotation, cellular component: neuron projection; synapse; membrane. The record is from RefSeq and is a predicted model, not a curated record. Gene Ontology annotation, biological process: signal transduction; monoatomic ion transmembrane transport; regulation of membrane potential. The transcript has a single exon. Gene Ontology annotation, molecular function: neurotransmitter receptor activity; transmembrane signaling receptor activity; extracellular ligand-gated monoatomic ion channel activity. The coding region runs from base 1 to 1185 and encodes 394 amino acids. Lineage: Eukaryota; Metazoa; Mollusca; Bivalvia; Ostreida; Ostreidae.
AUGGAGCUAGCUCUUUUUCUCUACAUUGUUUUCAUCCGGAUUCAGAUGUCGUUAUGUGUUUCUAACAUAGAAGACUACAUUUUGCAGAAUUACAGUUCGACAAUGAAGCCUAGAUGGAAUCAAAACGAGAUUGUCAAUGUCAGUAUUUAUAUGAGCAUCGACUCCGUCGAAGAGGUAGAUGAAAAAUUACAGCAAAUCUCCAUUUUUGCUUGGUUUAAUGUUCAGUGGGAUGACGAAUUUUUGAUCUGGAACGAGACAGAAUAUUCCGAAAUUAAGAUAAUCACCGUGCCCUAUCAGAAGGUUUGGGUACCGGAUCUGUGUAUCUUGAACUCAAAAGACAACAACCACGACCUUGGACCACACCCGACUGUAACAGUAACAUCAAAUGGUCACGUGAUGUGGUUCCCAGGAGAGAAAAUUGUUGCUACCUGUGAUAUGAAAAUGACCAAAUUCCCCUUUGAUGAACAACAAUGUGAAUUUGAUGUUUCUCCUUGGCAAAUUACCGACCAGAUUCAAAAACUUAUUCCAAGGAAUCGGUCCAUCAACGAUGCGAAGUUGAUAUCAGAGAAUGGAGAGUGGGAAAUAAUGACUUUCACUUACAGUUCAGAGUAUCUUACAGAAUUCGAUAUGACUAUUAUACAUUACUCACUACGCCUUAGAAGACGGUAUCUGUAUUUUGUGCUCAAUAUGCUUGUACCCAUCAUGACACUUUCUAUUUUAAAUUCAGUGACAUUCUUCAUUCCUUUGGAAUCAGGGGAGAGAAUUCAGUAUUCUCUCACACUUUUUCUAGCUUUUACCGUAUUUUUAACUAUAUUUGAAAAAAUGAUGCCACAGAAUUCCACCGCUGUUCCCUACAUUUCUGUGUAUGUCGGAUUCCAGUUACUUCUUUGUGUCAUCUCGACAGUGGUCUCUGUUGUAGCCACGUCAGGACUGAAGACGUUGAAUGAUACAAGUAAGGACAUUAAUAUAAUCAAUCCCCCGGUUGCAAAUCAACCCAAAACUCCAAAUGAAGACAGGAAUCAGGACAAAUUCAUGGAGAUAGAUGACGAGGUACAUGUAGAGCGCAACAAUGGCAUAUUUACAUUGAACAACUUUGAACGUAAAACGAAUUUUGCCAUGAUUCUAUUCAACACUGUCUCGCAAAUUCUUUCAGUGGCAGUACUUUUUCUACUGUACUGGAUUUGA